Molecule: messenger RNA, 327 nt
Organism: Penicillium malachiteum
Lineage: Eukaryota; Fungi; Ascomycota; Eurotiomycetes; Eurotiales; Aspergillaceae
Exons: 1
Coding region: 1-327 (108 amino acids)
Source: RefSeq, a predicted model, not a curated record
AUGGCGAGGUACCAAGAUGGGCGGGAGGUCGGUCGGGAGGUUUCGAAGGACGAUGAAGGGAAACAACGCGAGGACAAUCGAUUAAAUGAUAUGGGGAUGCUGGGCAACAAGCGAAAGCGCCUAAAUUGGAUCGGUCACUGUCCAACAUACACGAGAGCCGGCGGCUGGAGCAGUCUCGAACGGUCUGACGAGCCCACAGUCAAGACCACAGAUAUGGGAGUAGCGAUCGGGGGAGGAUCCGCAGAUGACGACGCCCGGGGGGCGGCGGAUACUGUUGGGGGGGGGGGGGGAGGGGGGAACAACAGAAAACGGCUGGAAGCAAAUUAA